AGGAGAAAGUCCUGGUUUGUUCCGUGACAUCCAAAACCCUAACAACAAACCCAGUGAAAUUAAAGAUUUGGAGUUGAGUUGAUUGAAGACGAUGUCCUACGACGACGUGGAGAUCGAAGACAUGGAAUGGAACGAGGAGCUUAAGGCAUUCACAUAUCCGUGUCCUUGUGGAGACUUGUUUCAGAUCACAAAAGAGGACUUGAAGAUCGGUGAAGAAAUCGCUCGGUGCCCUAGUUGCUCUCUUUACAUCACUGUCAUAUACAACAUGGAAGACUUCACCAAUCAGAAAUCUAAAACGAAUAUCGAACCGGCGAAGCAACAACCUGUAGCUGUCGCUUGAAGAAAAUUCAGUUAGUUAUAUAGACAACUCAACUGCUGAUGGCAACAAGUUUUGAUGAAGCUGAGUACAUCAAUCAGAGCCAGAUAUGAUUUUCUGUU
Molecule: messenger RNA, 438 nt
Organism: Lactuca sativa (garden lettuce)
Lineage: Eukaryota; Viridiplantae; Streptophyta; Magnoliopsida; Asterales; Asteraceae
Product: diphthamide biosynthesis protein 3
Biological process (GO): protein histidyl modification to diphthamide
Cellular component (GO): cytosol
Molecular function (GO): metal ion binding
Source: RefSeq, a predicted model, not a curated record